Messenger RNA from Saprolegnia parasitica CBS 223.65, 1830 nucleotides. RefSeq lists its product as hypothetical. Lineage: Eukaryota; Oomycota; Saprolegniomycetes; Saprolegniales; Saprolegniaceae. The record is from RefSeq and is a predicted model, not a curated record. The coding region runs from base 22 to 1830 and encodes 602 amino acids. The transcript has 6 exons.
CGAAACGGCGCGCGAGAAACGAUGCACGCGCUGCGCAACUUCGUGCUCGGCGUGCUCCAGGAGGCGUCGUCGCGGCAGCUCCAGCACCUCUCGGAGACGCUGCGGCUUCCGCCGAUGGCCACCAAGGCCGACGUCCUCGCCGGUAUCCUGCACCUCAUCGAGCUCGACCGCGACUCGGCGCUGGGGAUCUUUGUGACAUGGCACCAGACGGCGGUCGCGGGCGACGACCAGGUGAUCGCGCCAACCGCGUUUGCAAACGCGUUCGUGCCGAUCCCGGGGUCCUCGACCGAAGCGAUCGAGCCGCCAACGUCGCUCUUUGGGUUCGAGCUCGACGAAGAGCUGAGUGUUCUUGCGCGCGACGUGAGCGUACUCGAAGCCGCAUACAAGGACGCCGAGGUGCACGUACACAGUGGCCGUGCGUCGUACGAGAAGAUCAAGCGCUUCCUCCAAACACUCACCCAACUGCGCGCCAAGGACAUCGAGUUCCGGCGUCUCCUCCUGCAGAAGAAUGACGCACUCCGCAAAGACAAUGCGCGCCUGUCCCGCACAGAGACGCACACGCGUGCGCAGCUCGAAUUUUUCCUCGGCGGCUGCUCCCGCCUUCGUUCCAAACACGAUGCACUCAUUGAAGACAUCGCAUGCAGCACGGCAAGCGACGACAUGGCGACCCAUGUCCUUCUCGAGCUCUACGGCGGCGAAGUCGGUCUUACGCACGUGUUGACGCGCACGUUGGAAGCCAAGUGCGCGCACUUGAGCGCCACGUGCGCGAGCUUGGACGCGGCGCAUGCGACCAUUGCGUCGCUGCACGCAAAGAUAGACGAAAAGAACACGCUGUUCGCGACGCUGCAAGCGAAAUGGGACGCUGCGGCCAAAGACGCGACGUGCGCCAAGUUCCAGCUGCGCAAGUGCAGGAAGCGGCUACGCGACUCGAACGCCGACGCCGCGACCGUCUCGCACCUGCGCUACCACUGCCUCCAGCUCCAGCGCAUGGUUACGGACCUUCUCAGUGUCAGUCAAAUCCACGCGCUCGCGCUCAAUGACGCCAAAGCCAACUUUACGAAGAGCACCGAAAAGAAAUCCAUCGCGUGGCGGGUGCUGUCGUAUUUGCGCUUCGUCUCGGAUCGACGCCUCGACCCGUCCGUCGCGAGUGUGCCACCUCACUUCCCAUUGAUCGUGCCGCCGCCAAGAGCGCGCAAGGACGUUCGCGACACACUACCGAUCGUCGUUGUGCUCGGCAUGUCGUCGCUCGUGCAUCAAGUGGUCCUGCGCUUGAGCAGCCAGUUUGGCUACGCCCAUUUUGACGUGGACGAGUGGCACAGGGGGCUCAUCCCGGUCGACCCUGAAACCCCCGACGACGGAGAGAGACCGUUGGAUCUUCCCCGGUUGGCCCGCGCGGUGGCUGACACGCCCUAUUGUCUCCUCCACGACCACGCGUUUACGACCGACGACGUCCGGCGGCUCAUUCAGCACGGCUGCCGCGUCGAUAUGGUGCUCGACUUCAGCUCCGUCGACGCCGACGCCGCGUGGCGUCGGCUCCCGUUGCACACACCGCUGCACCCGUCCAUGGUGGGCCUGGACUCGGUGUCGUGGUCGUCGGCAGACGCCAUGGUGGCGGCGGUCGCAAGCACGUGGCAGCGCCGCGUCGCGUCGGCAGGGGCGACGAUCGAGUGGGAUCCGGUCACGCGCGGCUGGAACGAGCGCUGUGCGAUGCUGGCCGAGGAACUUGGCGCCAAAAUGGCGGUCGUCUGGGCCGCCCAUCAAAACCAAGAAGCGGUCCAACACACCGGCAAAGAGUCGAUCGCCCACACCUUCCAAGCCCGGUCGCAGUGA